Vidua chalybeata is the source of this 360-nucleotide messenger RNA. Its product is annotated as serine/threonine-protein kinase PAK 3-like. The record is from RefSeq and is a predicted model, not a curated record. Lineage: Eukaryota; Metazoa; Chordata; Aves; Passeriformes; Viduidae. The transcript has 4 exons. The coding region runs from base 1 to 321 and encodes 106 amino acids.
AUGGGGACAAAUGACAGAGAAAUGACAUCAACUAUAACAACCAAUGAACCUGUUCCACUAUCAUGGCUGCAGCAGGAUUUCCUGCCGGAGGAGGUUCAACAGCUGAUAAGCACCAGGGGCACCCUGAAGCUGCAGAACCCCAGGCAACAGUCCGCUUGGUUGCGAGACUUUCUGCACUGCUGCCUGGAGACGGACGAGGACAGGUGCUGGUCUGCCCAGGAAUUUCUGCAGCAUCUGUUUGUAACCUCAGCCAAGCUGACCUCCAGCCUGAUGCCUCUGAUCAUGGCAACGCAGCAGUUUAUGGCCGACAGGAGACACUAGCCCUGGAAGAGGCCACUGUUGUUUUCUGUAGUUUCUAGU